Staurois parvus is the source of this 447-nucleotide messenger RNA. Lineage: Eukaryota; Metazoa; Chordata; Amphibia; Anura; Ranidae. The record is from the annotation of a GenBank genome assembly.
UUUUUUUUUCCCAAGUACCAUAGUGUCUCUAUUGUAAGAAUAAUAUAUAUAUACUGUGUGUGUAUAUAUACACACUAUAUUGCCAAACGUAUUGGAGCACUCCUCAAAAUCAUUGGAUUCAGGUGUUCCAAUCACCUUCAUGGCCACAGGCAUGAAGACUGGUUCUCUACAAACAUUUGUGAAAGAAUGGGUUACUCUAAGGAGCUCAGUGAAUUCAAGCGUGGUACCGUGAUAGGUUGCCACCUGUGCAAUAAGUCCAUUCAUGAAAUUUCCUUGCUACUAAAUAUUCCACGGUCAUCUGUUAGUGGUAAUAUAACAAAGUGGAAGAAACCGGGAACAACAGAAACUCAGCACGAAGUGGUAGGCCAUAUAAAAUGACAGAGUGGGGUCAGCACAUGCUGAUGCGCACAGUGUGCUGAAGUCACCAACUGUCUACAGAUUCAAUAG